Messenger RNA from Notolabrus celidotus (New Zealand spotty), 10637 nucleotides. RefSeq names its product REV3 like, DNA directed polymerase zeta catalytic subunit (gene rev3l). The record is from RefSeq and is a predicted model, not a curated record. Gene Ontology annotation, biological process: double-strand break repair via homologous recombination; error-prone translesion synthesis. Gene Ontology annotation, molecular function: DNA-directed DNA polymerase activity; nucleotide binding; DNA binding. Gene Ontology annotation, cellular component: nucleus; zeta DNA polymerase complex. Lineage: Eukaryota; Metazoa; Chordata; Actinopteri; Labriformes; Labridae.
GGCAGCUAACCUCCUCUCUUAGCAGCAGCAGCAGAUUAGCGGUUAGCCUGUUAUGGAAGAAGGAUCUGGACUCAGAGGGCUGUCUGAGAACACGGGACCGGCUGGGACUAGUUCUGAGACGUGAUCUGGAAAGAUAACAUACCAGGAAGCCGAGGACCCGUCUUCCUGACUGACAACAAAGACGAAGAAGAAGAGGAGAGGUUCUAAUCCAGCUCGGCAUGGAUCCACCAGCCGCAGAGAGUCCGUCCGUUCCCCGCCGCCGUCCAGUGUAGCUCCGCGGAGCCUCAGCGGCGGAGCGGCACCGAGCUGUGUUCGCGUGUCUUCCCCGGGCUCUCCCGCUGCUUUGACGGGGUUUCACCGUCGUGACAGCUGCCUCCUGGACUGGUUUGGACUCUCCGCCGAGGUCCCCCUGUCUCCAGGACUGGUUGCAGGAGUUCUUUAGGCUUUUCUUCGUCGCCUGGCCGCUUCUCACGGACGCGGCAGUCAUGUUUUCCGUGCGGAUCGUCACCGCAGACUUCUAUCUGGCAAGUCCCAUCAAAGACCUGGACGUGUGCCACUCGGACUUCAGGGAGAGCGACGUGAAGAGAGUCCCGGUGGUGCGGAUCUUUGGAGCAACACCUGCAGCGAACCACGCGGCAUGCGAGGCGGUGCUCUGCGGGUCGGAGGAACCGGGCCAGAAGACAUGUCUCCACCUCCACGGCGUGUUCCCCUACAUCUACGUCCCGUACGACGGCUACACCCAGCAGCAGGACCGCUACCUGCGCCAGGUGGCCUUCAGCAUCGACAGAGCCCUCAAUGUGGCCAUGGGAAACCCCGCCUCCAACGCCCAGCACGUAUUCAAGGUGGUGCUGGUCUCUGGCAUGCCGUUCUACGGCUACCACGCCAAGGAGAAGCACUUCAUGAAGAUCUACCUGUACAACCCUCAGAUGGUCAGAAGGGUGUGUGAGCUGUUGCAAAGUGGAGCUGUGAUGAACAAGAGCUACCAGCCUCACGAGGGCCACAUCCCCUACCUGCUGCAGCUCUUCAUAGACUACAACCUGUACGGCAUGAACCUGCUCAACCUGGGCGCCGUCAAGUUUCGCAGAGGGACGAACAAAGGAGGACCUGCAGCGGGCUCUGACAGACAGACCGCCAGCAGCCGGCCCAGCAUCAGCCCCUUCAAAAGCCCCUGCACCUCCAGGCUCAAUGACAGCACCCUGGGGGGCACGCUGGUCCGCUGGGAGGAGAGCACCAUGCCCUGCUCCCUGGUCCUGGACGAGGUGGAGAAGCAGAGCACCUGUGAGCUGGAGGUGGAUGCUGUCGCUGUAGACGUCCUCAACCGUCUGGAGAUUGAAAAUCAGAUCGGCAGGAACCCUGGCCUGCAGGCCAUCUGGGAGGACGAGAAGCAGAGGAGGAGAGAGAAGAACCAGGCCUCCCAGAUCGAAACCCCACAGUCACAAGAUCGAGGAUGUGUCGCUUCAACGGAGAGCGAGAAGUUCUUCAUGAAGAGGUUCAAGGAGAUCCUGAAGGAGAACGAGUUCGACGUGACGCAGAGUCUGUCUGCUGGUGAUGGGGAAGAUCAAGAGGAUUUUCCAGGUGAACUGACUCUCCACUCGGACCCCCUGACUUCUGAGGGACUGCCGUGCACACCUGCUAAUGCUGUGGAGGUACACAAGGACUCAGAGUCCUCCAUUAGGAGCAGUAAAGUAACCCCAGAGGAGGCCGUGGUGGAUGAAGAGGCCAUCCUGGGUCUCCUGGAGAACAGUCAGACCUUCCUCCCCCUCUCACAGACGUCCAAUCACUCUCCUCUGUUAGACAGCAGCCCUGACCACACCCUCAUUGACCUGCUGGCUGGCCUGGAGGACGACGGUUUCCGCAGGACCCCCGUCAGGCAGAACUCUCAGUCCCAGUCCCUUCCCGGUGCCCGGAGCUACCACUGCAACAGUGACGAAGAGGAGGCGGAGCCGGAGCUGGAGAAAGAAGAGGCGGAGCUUAGCGUGAUCAUGUCCCAGCGGUGGGACAGAGAGCCUCCUGAGACCACAUCCUUACAGAGGUCUGGUGUGAAGGAGCCGGAGGACGGCUUCAGUGACGAGCAGCAGGAGUCCUCUGACGAAGACAUGGACUGGAGCGGGAAUAACUCUCUGUUCGCCAACCUGUCCAUCCCCCAGCUGGACGGAGCGGCAGACGAGAGCAGCGAUUCAUCCCUGACGGACAGCGGCUCCAGGACGCAGUCCUCUCUCAUAGUCACAGAAAAGAUGCUCGGGAAAAGAAACCCCUUCCCCCGGGAGACGGUUCACCUUGAACCACCAUCCUCAGCCAAGACUCUCCUAGAAAGCAAGCGCCCUGAGCACAGACCAGGUCACGUACUGGACACGGAGCUACCGCUCGACAAGCACUUUCAAUCAAAGAGCAGCCAAGACAGCAGCAGUGAAUGUUCAACAGGGUUCAAGGUCAACAAAGAAAUCCCCUACAUCCCCCCUGUCAAACACCCCAUCCCCUGCAAGAUAGCAAACCACCCUGAGGCGUCCCCCAUCCGUGUGGACCAAGAGGACAUACGACCCCUGUACACAUACGACAAGAAAACCUCCAUAGCUCUGGACGAGACGGAUCUGGACAGUUUUACCUUCGGGAACGGAAAGGUCACCAAAAACAGGAAGAAGUACGGCAGCAUCAAGAAUGUAGAGAAGAACUGUCUGUCCAUCCUGCAGAACCACAGGACCUUCUCCCUCUGCUACUCAGAGCUGAGGAACUGCUCAUCCAAGACCGAGCUGGAGCUGAGCCAGAAGGACCCAAAGAGUCCCAUCCUCAUGAACAUCUCCUCAUCUCCCUCACCCAUGGAGGAUGAGGAGGAGUUCCUCGACCCUCGGGAGGAAGAGAUGUGCCAGGACAGCGAGGAGGGAGAUGUUGGUGAACUCAAAAUCAGGUAUGAGGACUAUCAGGAAAACAAGACCGAGAGGACCAUAGUGGCCCAGCAGGAGGCCCAUUACAAGUUCUUUCCUAGCGUCAUCCUCUCCAACUGCCUCAGCAGGAAGAAGGCUGCAGGCAAAAAGCUGACAGACUCCUGCAGUGAGCUGGAACAGAGUCCACCUCGCAGAUCCAGGGUCAAGAUGAGUAAGAGAAGGCUGGGGAUGGUGGGGUCCAGGACUAAAGUCUACACAGACUCUACAUCUGACAGCCAGGUCAGUCCUGGCCUCACCUCAGUAACGCCUGCCGGUCCCGAGACGGCACACAUAGAGAUGCCUGAUGUGGGGGAGAAACCAGAGACAGAGGCAGAGCCAAUCACAGAGGAGCUGAUGGUAGAGGCAGAGCCAAUCACAGAGGAGCUGAUGGCAGAGGCAGAGCCAAUCACAGAGGAGCUGAUGGUAGAGGCAGAGCCAAUCACAAAGCAGGAACCAGACAGUGAGGAGAGGUCUGUGACAGAGCAGACAGAUCCCCCUGCUGACCCACCUGCUGACCCACCUGCAGAACCACCUGCAGAACCCCCUGCAGAGCCCCCUGCAGAGCCAUCUGCAGAACCACCUGCAGAGCCCCCUUCAGAGCCCCCUGCAAACCCAGUUGCCAUCAGUGUUUGCCAUGUUUCUGAAGAAGCUGCAGAGUCAACAGACGAAAGGUUAAACCCCCUGCAAGACCUGUCUGCCAAAGUCACCUGUACGAAACCCUCUGCCCUGCCUGGGAGCAAAUACACCCUGAGGACCAAACGGAAGAUGCUCUAUGAUGGCGAGGAAGGAGAAUUCUCAGGUACCCCUCGUUCUAAAAACCACGCCCCUGCCAAGGAACGUCUCAAGGACUCCAACCUCCCUGGCGGGCAGGAGGUCAAAUACCAGAAACGGCGCAAGAAGGAGCCGCCUAUCAUCAUCAAGUACAUCAUCAUCAACAGGUUCAAAGGGCAGAAGAACAUGCUGGUGAAGAUGUCCAAAGUGAACUCAGAGGAGCAGGUGGUCUUGUUGACUGAAGACAAGCUGGACCAGUACAAUAAAUUAGCCCCUCUGAGGGACUUCUGGCCCAAAGUGCCCGAGUCCACCGCCGAAAAGUUCCCAGUCACUGAGCCAAAGGUCAAAAAGCACCCUAAAAGAAAAACCAAGGUCAGCUCCACCAAUAAGAAGAUUGUUAGCAGACCCACCAAAGCUCAGGUCAGACCAUGUGACAGAGUCCGCAAGACUAAAGGCUGUCAGAGAGGCCCCCUCCUCCCCUCCCUGCCCCCCCCUCGGCCCUGCUACUGUGAGUUAGCAGAUGAUGGUGGCGAGUACUCUGAUGUCAUGGUAGAGCUGGGAUACCUCUCUGAUAGAUCCUCCAGCCCGACAGACUCAAGCCCCCCUCGGUGUUGGUCCCCUAGUGACCCCCUCAUGGAAACCAGCAGUUCAGAGCAGCUCAUAAACCCCCUCAGUGACCCGUGUCUCAGCUCGGCUUUUCUCACUCAGAGCUCAGAGUCUUCAACCAAAGGAGCGCAGAGUAAGCGUCACUCUGCCAAACCUAAGAGGAGCACCGACCCUAAGAGGAGGGUCACCAAGACCCCCGAGCAAGAGAGGCCCAAGAAGGACAAAUCCAGACGCAGUAGUGCUGCUGCUCCCAGGCAGAGGAAGAAGAGUAAAGCUGAAGGUACUGACAACAGCUCUACCACCUCAACCAGACCAAGGAGGCCUCGCAGCAAGAAGACUGAGAAACCCAAAAGACAGGACUCGAACCAAGACCACUCCCAGCUCCUGUUCCAAGAGGACGAGGUUCCUUGUUCUGAAGGUUCCUCUCAAGAGGUCCCUCUGUUUCAACAGCCAGGGAGCACAGGUAGAAAGAGUCAGGACUGUUCCCAGACUGCCUCCGGAUCUGUUUCCAACCCGGCCACCCAGCCUGUAGAACCAAAGGUGGAGGACUGUGAGACCUCCAUCAUGGAGGUCAAUCAAAGCCUUUCAGUGCUGGUUCAGCUCAAGCAGCAGGGUUGUCAAACUGCUGCAGUAAAGAUGGAGGCUUCACAGGGGAGCACAGCACCUCAGACUCCCUUACUGAAAGACCCCAAACCAGCUGCAGUCUCCCCACACCCAGGCCCUAAGAACGGGGAGAUCCCCACGCUCUCUGAGACCCCCUCGGGCCUGGCCGUCCUCAAGCAGCUCCUCCAGAGACGGCAGCAGGGACAGGCCCUUCCUCUUCAGGUCGUUGGCACAGACAGCCACUCCACUGCCCUCGCUCAGGCUACAGCUCUACUGGACCCUGCAGGUAAAGGAACCAAAUCCAGAAGAGCUCCCUCCACCACUCCUCGGAAACCCAGGGUCCCAAAGUCUACCACCCCCAAGGAAAGAAAGCCAAGAGUCCGGAAGGGAAAAACCAGCAGCACUCAGCCUGUGUCCGUGAAGCAGGAAGGCAGUGUGUCAGAUGACUGCCCCCUCUUCAUGUCAGAGCCCGGUCUGGACCGGUUCAUAGAGGACAGCUUGUCCCCCGAGCUGCCCCACAACUACACCUUUGAUAUUAACGCCAUCGGUCAGAGCGAGUUCUCCAGCCCCUACAGCGGCAGUCAGUUCGUGCUGACCGAUAAGAACCUCCCUGUGAAGUUUCUGAGUGAUGUCAGCCAGGACGCCGUGUCAGCUCAGGUCCCAGGUGUGGACAGGAAGCUGGACAGGCUGCUAAGCUCUGGGGAGGACUCCCACAAACAGAGACCUGCCAGCCCCGACCUCUUUGACAGAUCUGAUAACGGGGAGUCUUUACCAAACCACCUCACGUUCCUGGACUCUGAGAGGAUGAAAAGCAAAGACUGGGACUUCUCUGUGGGUAAAACCCACACCCUCAGCCCCUUUCAGGACUUUCACUGUGAGAGGAAAGAGCUGCUCUUCUCCGUCUUCGACCCCGUCCUGCCUCUGCCUUUGAGCUCUGCGUCCUUUGUGGACCUGGACGGCUCCUCAACAGGGGAGCUUCUGGAGGGCAUCGAUGGCCUGACCUCCACCACCCCCAGCAGCUCUCCACGCUCCAUCAGCUCUUUAUCCCAGGUGAGGACCAGCCAGCUGCUGCGGGGGGCAGGAGGUGGAGCCCACAUCCUCAAACCCCUCAUGUCCCCUCCAAGCCGGGAGGAGAUCCUCGGUACCUUACUGGACCUGGAGAUGUCGGAGGCCACCUUCCAGGAGCCCUUCUGCAGCGACCCCUCUGAUGCCCCAGGGAAGCCCAUGGAGGUCGGCGGCCGGAAGCUAACAGUGGGAACCAGGCUAGCUAAGGAGCUAACGGAGUUCAGCGGGGACUUGUCUUUAGAGGGUCUCCACUUCUGGAAGACGGCCUUCUCAGCCAUGUCUCACCCCGCCGCUGUUAUAACCUCAACUUCACAAACCAAGGGAGCCGAGGUCUCAGAGGCCAGAAGAGAGCAGACAGAGCCGAACCGGUCCUCAGCCAGCGACAAGAAGGUAGUCCUCCUACCCUGCAAGUGUCCCCCCAGCAGAGAGCGCGUGCAGCUGUGGCUGGAGGCCAGGAGACAGUACGAGAGCUUACAGAGAGGAAGGAGAGACACGGGGCUGCAGAGGACAGCUCUGGAUGUGGAGGGAGAGCAGGAGAAGACUGAGCCCCCUGCAGUAAAGGCAGAGCUGUGUGAGAGACUCAGGACACAGAGGAGAAAGAAACGCAACCUGUCCUUGAUCCUAACUCCUGUGAAGACCUCUAGAGUCCGUCCACAGAGACUCAGAGUCCAGUGUCAGAAGAAGGUGGUCACUGAUGUCGAGCAGGAAGGUGGAGAGAAGGAUGAGAACGAUGAUAGAGUCACCUCUCCAGAGUCUCCAGAGCUGCCUCCCUGGCAGCAGUCCAGUCAGUCAAGCCCCUCAGGACCAGACCGGCCAAGCCACAGCAGGCAAAACUCUUCAGAACCACAGUCACCUCAGCUCUCCAACUCCCCAGAGAGACCGGGCCAGAGUCUGAGUCCCUCACUCAUCCAUGUCAGCAGCAAGGAAGAGGACAAGACCAGCCCCCUCCCCCUGCACAGCACCCCGUUUUUAAGUAGGCGGCGGAGAAGCAAGGACGACCUGGAGCCCGUGUGCAGUACUCCCAUAUCUGGAGGGGAUCCCGUCUCUCAGAGGCUGCAGCAGAGGAGGAGAAGCCAGGCUGACCCACUGAGGAGAGUGUUACUGGACACACAGAUGAAGAACCAGUUCGCUGCUUUGAACGUGCCAAAGAAAGAUCACUCUCAGAUCGAAGGGCCCAGCAUCACCAACUCGUACGGCUUCAGAGUCAGCAUGCAAAACCUGCAGGAGGCCAAAGCUCUGCAUGAGGUCCAGUACCUCACACUGAUGGGCAUGGAGCUACAUGCUAGAUCCCGACGUGACCUCGAGCCGGACCCUGAGUUUGACCCCAUAUGUGCCUUAUUCUACUGCCUCAGCUCAGACGCUCCGCUACCAGACGAGGACAGCAGGCAGCUGACGGGCGCCAUCGUGGUGGACAAAGACCAUCAGAGCUGUGACCAAGGUCACAGAAGAACAGCGCCCCUGCUGGUCAGGUCAGGCGUCUCAGGACUACAGGUAACAUACACCUCUGAUGAGAAAGGGCUGUUCCAGGAGCUGAUCACCAUCAUGAGGAGGUUUGACCCAGACAUCCUGGUGGGCUAUGAGGUGCAGAUGCGGUCCUGGAGUUACCUCCUGCAGCGGGCCUCUGCGCUGGGAGCCGACCUGUGUCAGCAGCUGUCUCGAGUGCCAGGUGACUCCAAAGAGAACCGCUUCACUGCAGACCGGGACGAGUAUGGAGCUGACUCCAUGACUGAGAUCAGCAUCGUCGGGCGCAUCACCCUGAACCUGUGGAGGGUGAUGAAAACUGAGGUCACGUUAAACAACUACGGCUUUGAGAACGUCGCCUUCCAUGUCCUCCACCAGCGCUUCCCCACGUUCAGCCCCCGCACGCUGUCGGACUGGUUCGACCACAAGACCGACCUAUACAGGUGGAAAAUGGUGGACCACUACGUGAGCCGCGUGCGUGGCACCAUGCAGCUUCUUCAGCAGCACGACAUCAUCGGCAGAACCAGCGAGCUGGCUCGAGUGUUUGGGAUCCAGUUCUAUCACGUUCUGACCCGGGGCUCACAGUACCGCGUGGAGUCCAUGAUGCUGCGUGUGGCCAAGCCGCUGAACUACAUCCCUGUGACGCCCAGCACCCAGCAGCGAGCUCAGGCCAGGGCGCCGCAGUGCAUCCCUCUGGUGAUGGAGCCGGAGUCUCGUUUCUACAGUAACUCUGUGAUCGUGCUGGACUUCCAGUCGCUGUAUCCCUCCAUCGUCAUCGCCUACAACUACUGCUACUCCACCUGCCUGGGCCACGUGGAGAGCCAGGGAACGCCUGAUGAGUUCCGGUUCGGCUGCACCUCACUGCGGGUUCCUCCUGAUCUCCUCCACCAGCUCCGCAAUGACAUCACCGUGUCCCCAAACGGCAUCGCCUUCGUCAAGUCCUCGGUUCGUAAAGGAGUCCUGCCCUGCAUGCUGGAGGAGAUCCUGAACACGCGGAUCAUGGUGAAGCAGUCGAUGAAGACCUAUAAGGAGGACAAGGCUCUGAUGAGACUGCUGGACGCCCGGCAGCUUGGACUCAAGCUCAUCGCCAACGUCACCUUUGGCUACACCGCAGCCAACUACUCUGGACGCAUGCCCAGCGUGGAGGUUGGAGACAGCAUCGUCCACAAAGCCAGAGAGACCCUGGAGAGAGCCAUCAAGCUGGUCAACGACACCAAGAAGUGGGGCACACGUGUUGUGUAUGGAGACACAGACAGCAUGUUUGUUUUACUGAAGGGAGCCACCAAAGAGCAGGCGUUCAAGAUCGGCAAUGAGAUUGCAGAGGCGGUGACUGCAACCAACCCCAAACCUGUCAAGCUCAAGUUUGAGAAGGUCUACCUGCCCUGUGUGCUGCAGACAAAGAAGCGCUACGUGGGCUACAUGUACGAGAGUCUUGACCAGAAGGAGCCGGUGUUUGAUGCCAAAGGGAUCGAGACGGUGCGGCGCGACGGUUGCCCUGCUGUUUCCAAGAUUCUGGAGCGCUCCAUUAAGCUGCUGUUUGAGACUCGGGACAUCAGCCAGGUGAAGCAGUACGUGCAGCGUCAGUGUGUGAAGGUCCUGGACGGCCGGGCCAGCAUGCAGGACCUGACCUUUGCAAAGGAGUACCGAGGCAGCGGCUCGUACCGGCCGGGGGCCUGCGUGCCUGCCCUGGAGCUCACCAGGCGUAUGAUGGCGUACGAUCGUCGUCUGGAGCCGCGGGUCGGUGAGCGGGUACCCUACGUGGUGGUGUACGGGAUGCCCGGCGUGCCCCUCAUCCAGCUGGUGCGUCGACCCAUGGAGGUGCUGCAGGACCCGAGCCUCCGCCUUAACGCCACCUACUACAUCACCAAGCAGAUCCUGCCGCCGCUGGCCCGCAUGUUCCAGCUGAUCGGCGUGGACGUAUUCAGCUGGUACCAGGAGCUGCCCAGGGUCCAGAAGGCGUCCUGCUCCUCUGCGGUGGGUGGAGAGGAGGCGGGGAGGAAAGGAACCAUCUCUCAGUACUUCACCACGCUGCACUGCCCCGUGUGUGACGAGCUGACCCAGCUGGGCGUGUGCUCGCGGUGCCGCGCUGAGCCUCAGAGGGUGGCUGUGACUCUGUACCAGGACAUGAGGACAUGGGAGAGUCAGCAGGACCGGCUGCUGAAGAUCUGUAGGAAUUGCAGCAGCUGUGCAGAGCGCCAGGUCCCCUGUGUGUCCCUGGACUGUCCCGUCCUCUACAAGCUGUCCCGGGUCAACAGACAGCUCUCCAAGGCCCCCUACCUCCGACAGCUGCUGGAGCAGUUCUGAUUGGCUCCUGGACCCCGGAGCCCCCCCCCUGACUUGGUGCUAACGGCUGCCCCAGCGCCCGCCCCCCCCCUCCCCCCGUCACGCCCGGUGUUUCAUGGUCCGUUCAGUUGUAAAUGUUUAAAUGGUGCUUUGAUUGAACCCUCAUCGUCUCUUUAAUGUUGUUCAGUAUUUCUCUGUCUGGUCGGAGCCUCCCCCCCCCCCCUCCUCCUCCUCCUCCUCCUCCUCCUCCUCCUCCUCCUCCUCCUCCUUCUGGGGCUUGUGUAUGUCUUCAUGCCCGUUCAUCUCUGUGAGCUGCUCCGGGCUGAGUGAAGCCGCCGUGUGUGGUGACGUAGCCACAGACCGCCCGUCCUGGAGCUGAGCACAGUCCCAAACAAGGCGGUAGUUUCCUGUCCUGGCUUUUUAAGGAUCUUCCCUGAGACCGGCUGCAUUCAGACCACUAACGGACUGGACGCCAUUUUUAUAUCCACUGCAGUCUUUUUGUAAAUAACCCUGUACAGCUCCCUCCAUAACCUCACUGUGCAUUAACAUGAAGCAGGAAGCUACCUGGUCCUCCUGGUCCUCCUGGUCCUCCUCGGACUGAUCACACACCUCACUCUCUCUGAGUGUUCCACCUUUGAAUCACCUGGGACUGUUGCAAUACUGUGUUUUGAUAAUUUAUGUCAUGAAGAGUAUUAUUUCAUUGUGCAUUCAUGGUUUGGUGUGCGUUUCCAGUUUUCUGUGCAGAAGAAGAAAGAAGUCAUCAGGACCCUGUUCAGACGGGACCUUCAGCCCGCGGUCAGCCGUGCACACAGCGCCUGUGUAUAAAUGUAAAAAUAAAGAUGAAGGAGGUGUUUUCUUUGUUUUUAAUGGACAUUGCUGUGGGUGGAGGUUUGAGAUUGAUAUAAUAAAAAGUCAAUGUAUGAAAAAAAC